ACGGUAUUCAACAUCGAUCCUCCAGAAGGCACAACAGCUUUCACGCCCCAUCGGUCGAUAUCUAAAUUUUAUAAGGUGCAUAUUCAUCUGGAUGACAGUAAUCAGAAGAAACAGAGGACAGAUCUCUGGAAUUCAUCAUCCACAAAAAAGCAAGGAAAGACCUUAAGCUAUUGGUGUUUCAGCCCUGGAUACAGCAUGCAUGAGCUUGUUCGACAGGGAGUCAGGACAAUUAUCCUUACCAGUGGGACACUCUCCCCCCUGUCAUCGUUUACAAUGGAAAUGCAGAUCCCUUUUCCUGUUUGCUUGGAGAAUCCUCAUGUUAUCGAUAAACAGCAGCUCUGGGUUGGGAUCAUUCCUAAGGGACCUGAUGGAACUGUGCUUACUUCUACCUAUGAAAAAAGGUUUACAGAGGGUUAUUUGUCUUCUCUGGGGAAAACAAUUGGUAAUCUUGUGCGAGUGGUACCCCAUGGACUGUUGGUGUUUUUCCCAUCGUAUCCUGUCAUGGAUAAGAGCCUGAAAUAUUGGAGAGAGCAUGAUUUUGCUAAAAGAAUAGAAGAAGUGAAGCCAAUGUUUGUGGAACCCAGGGACAAAGGAAGCUUUUCAGAGGUAAUGGGUGCAUACUAUGAUAAAGUUGCCUGUCCUAAAUCCAACGGAGCUGCUUUCUUGGCAGUAUGUCGUGGGAAGGCCAGCGAAGGCUUGGACUUUGCCAACAUGAAUGGACGAGGAGUCAUCAUUACUGGGCUUCCGUUUCCCCCUCGUAUGGACCCCAGGGUUGUUUUAAAGAUGCAGUUCCUGGAUGAAAUGAAAAAAAGCGGUGCAGGUGCACAGUAUUUAUCUGGGCGUGAGUGGUACAAUCAGCAAGCUUCCCGGGCCGUUAAUCAGGCUAUCGGCAGGGUCAUCAGACACCGCCAAGACUACGGUGCUAUCUUCCUGUGUGACAACAGGUUCUCAAAUGGUGAAGUGAGAGGCAAGCUGCCUUCAUGGGUCCGCCCUUACGUCAGUGUUUACAACAACUUUGGGCAUGCAGUCAGGAGCGUAUCCCUCUUCUUCCGUGUUGCUCAGGAAGUUAUGCCUCCACCCCUGCCACAACAUCCUUCUGGCUCUGCUGGUUCCCUAAGUGAAAGCGAUACGGCACCGUCUACUUCAUUUGAGCAGCUCCCCUCCCUGAAAAAAGCUAAAAACUUGGACGACCAUGUUCCCAGUUUGAAGAGGAAAAGAAAAGUAAAUGGAGAUGGAGCACCCAGCCUGUGCGUGGAAUACGAGCAAGAGUUCGUCUCGCCUAGAAGACGAUGUGCUGGACUCCUGGAUGCGUUGGAGCGCAGUGAGAAGAGCAGCGAAGAUGCCCAAGAGGAAGGUGACUUGUCAGGAGAGGAGAAGGCACAGCGUCUGUCAACACUCUCCCUCCAGUAUGAGAAGAGGUUAACAGAUGAGCAGAAAGGAGGAAGGAAGAAAAUAAAGCUAGUCAGCAAUACACCAGGUGGUAAGACAACAGACCUGACUGAGCCAAAAAAGGCCAGAGCUACGUCGUACAUCGCAACAGUGAAGGAGACCCUAAGCCAACAGAACUAUGAUCUCUUCUCUAAGGCUCUUCAGAACUACAAGAAGACGGAUGACUUCCAUGCUAUGCUGUCUCAAAUGAGCGCUCUCUUUAUAGAGGACGAAAAAAAGCAUGUCUUGCUACGAGACUUCUACCAGUUUGUUCGGCCUCAACAUAAAAAGCAGUUUGAUGAAGUAUGCUGCAAUCUGACUGGAGUGGGCUGUGGCUACAAACCUGAGCACAGCCUCCUGCAGGACGAGAGGGACACGCUAGCCAAGGACAUGGAAUCGAAACAGAGUCAGCAGAAAACGACCUUCUCAAAGGACUCAUGUGCCCAGCUAAACCCUGGACUCCACCUGAACCGGGGAAGAUUCCACUUGACCACCGGACUCAGUAGUGCAGGGCAGAAUGCCAGCCGAGCUCCAAGGAAAGACACUGGAAAAGCUUCAAGCUCCAGGAGAGAUCAGCACCAGGUCCUCAGGGCGUCCUAUCUCAGCGAUGUGAAAAGGGCUUUGAACCAAAGCACUUACAGCCGGUUCUAUGAAGCGUUGUUAGCUUACAAGAAGACAGAUAACUAUGAUGCUAUGAUAUCGGUGAUAGCAGCCCUCACCACCGAGAGGCCAGAAGACUUUCAUCUCCUACGAAGAUUUUACAUGUUUGUGCGCCCUCAUCACAAAGAGCAGUUCAAGCAGGUGUGCAAAGAUUUGACAGGGAUGGUCUGUGGAGAGGGAGAGAAGCAAUUGCAAGAGCAGCUGCGUGGUGAAGGGAGCCCUCUGAGUCUGGAGAGCUGCUGCGCUAAAGGAGGAAGCAGCCACGUACGAGAUGCAGCCGCUUCGAGGGGUGAGGUGCCAGAGAAAACUCAGAGAAAGAUUUCCUCCUUCUGCUUGAAAAAGCAAAACGCAAAAAGCCAGAAAAGCAAACUUGAAUCGCCAGCGGCCGAAGUAUCAGAAGAAGCGGACAACGUGAGAGUGCCCGUGGGCUCUGAAACUCUGCCUGUCUUCCCCGUAGAGAUGGAACCGGAGUAUG
Messenger RNA from Eurypyga helias (sunbittern), 2563 nucleotides. RefSeq names its product regulator of telomere elongation helicase 1 (gene RTEL1). The annotation marks the transcript as partial. The record is from RefSeq and is a predicted model, not a curated record. The transcript has 20 exons. Gene Ontology annotation, molecular function: DNA helicase activity; nucleic acid binding; DNA polymerase binding. Lineage: Eukaryota; Metazoa; Chordata; Aves; Eurypygiformes; Eurypygidae. Gene Ontology annotation, cellular component: nucleus. Gene Ontology annotation, biological process: telomeric loop disassembly; regulation of double-strand break repair via homologous recombination; negative regulation of t-circle formation.